GGAAAACGGUGAACAUUACCUAUCCAUUCUCCGUCUAUCCGGUCGAGAUCAUUACUGUUGCGAAGGACGAUUAUUUCUCAGUUUGUCUGGUGAAGACCGGGUCCGGAACUCCGUUCAUAUCUUCGCUUGAGUUGAGGCUUAUGGACAGUGUGGAUGUUUACAAGGACGUAAACCAAUCCAAUUCCCUCGUGCUCUCCGGUUUCGAUAGAGUUAAUAUUGGGGAAAGUCGUGGCUUAAACAGGUAUCCAAAUGACACCUAUGAUCGCAUUUGGUGGCCGUGGAACGUACGUACCUGGCUUGAUAUAAAUACUUCAGAGACCAUCCAAAUUGAUCAUGGGGAUGCCUUCCAGGUGCCAUCCGUCAUUAUGAGUAGCGCGGUCACUCCAAUAAACAAUAUCAGCUUGCUAUUUUUUGCAUAUGCCUCUCAAAGCGGAUAUGUUCGUCCCAUAUGCUAUUGGUAUAUGCACUUCGCAGAGUUUGAAGCCCUCCCUCCGAACAAGACAAGAUUAAUCGACGUGAUUAUGAACGAGCAAGUUCUUCAGAGGAAUUUUCGGCCUUCUUACUUACUAUCAACUCACAUAACCCUCACAUUUGAGCUUGAAAGUUCUAAUCAGCUUAAUAUUAGCCUAACGAAGGCAGCCGAUUCCAUUCUUCCUCCAAUCCUCAAUGCCCUGGAGGUCUAUACUACUCUUUCCUUGCCAGAUUUGGCAUCCGAUAUAACAGAUGAAUCAGAUGCAUUCUAUCUUGUUAUAGGUCUUUGGAUGGGUAACAAUUGGUUUGUUAUCUAUUGCUUUAGAGUGUCAGUCCUUUCUCUUUGGGGCUCUAUUGCAACCUUUGAUCUUGUUCUUACGCUUGACACUGUUACCUCUGAAAUCUCUCAGUUCUUCAAUGCCACACUUGAACUUGCUCUGAAAAUGAUGAGGCUUGUGCCUAAGAUGAUUCCAGAUGAUAGCAUGGAAGACAAGCCUUCAAACCAUUCUGACCUAGAGUACUACUUUCAUAAACAUGCAUGCAAAGCAUUGCGCAACUCACAGACUACUUUAAUUACAUGUUGCUUAGCACCACUGUCCUUGCAAGCACAACCAGAAAAAGCAACAUCCAUCGAAGACCAACCCGUUCCACCAGAGAACCAUGGCUUCACAUACCUAGAGUUGAAGACCAUCACCAAUAACUUUGAGCGGGUCCUCGGCAAAGGUGGCUUCGACGUUUACUACGGCCGCUUGCAGGACGGCAUCGAAGUCGCAGUGAAGCUGCGGGCUCGAACAUCGGCACAAGAGAGUAUGUUCAAUGAGUCUCAAACUGAGGAAAUUAGUGAUUCCAAGGCGCAAAGAAUCAAGGAGUUCCAGGCCGAGGCCUUGCUCUUAUCAAGGGUUCAUCACAGAAAUUUGGUGUCUUUGAUUGGUUACUGCAAGGAUAAUAAUUGCCUCGGACUUGUGUAUGAGUUUGUGGCCCAAGGAAGUCUCAAAGACCAUCUUACAGAUAAAGAUGGUAAUGGCAGAAUCCUAAAUUGGAGAGAGCGGCUUCGGAUUGUAAUUGAUGCUGCACUAGGGCUGGAGUAUCUACAUAAAGGAUGUACCCCACCUAUUAUCCAUAGAGAUGUGAAGAGCAGCAACAUCCUCUUAUCACAAAACUUGGUGGCCAAGAUAGCAGAUUUUGGAUUGUCAAAGGCUUUUCUUACUGAUGAUCACACUCAUGUGUCUACCGAGAUUAUCGGGGGCACUCCAGGAUACAUAGAUCCUGAGUACCAUGAUACCUUCCAGCUGAACGAAAAGAGCGAUGUAUACAGCUUCGGGGUUGUUCUCUUGGAGCUGAUAACAGGCCUACCGGCUGUGCUUAGAAACCCUGACAGGGGUCACAUAGUCCAAUGGGUGCGGCAGCGGAUCGCCAGAGGAGAAAUCACUGAUGUUGUUGAUGCAGGGCUGAGAGGAGAGUACGACACCAACUCUGUUUGGAAGGUGACAGAUACAGCAAUGAAGUGCACCAUGCCAACAGCUAGUCAGAGGCCAACGAUGACCAAAGUGGUGAUACAGUUGAAGGAGAGCUUGCAACUUGUGGUCGGCCAUGAAAGAGCUCAAAAUAUCUAUGUAGAAGCCCUGGAGCUGGAUCAAACUGAUUCAGUGGAAAUGGCAUGCAUUGACAUGAAAACUACUGUGAGUGGUCCAACAGCAAGAUAAUUAGGUGCAUCUUAAUGAAGUAUGAACUCUAUACCUGCUUGUGCAGUCUGUGCUUAUGGUUUGGUGUGAUUUUCUUCUAUUUUUUUUUGGUCAAUAUAGUUUGGUGUGAUUUGAAAGUGUAUUGUUGUGUAGAAAUAGUUGGACUAUGGUGUGGUUUGGCCUUCAUUGACUUUGGGGAUGACAAACACUUAUGCAUUUGGUUA
Messenger RNA from Elaeis guineensis (African oil palm), 2377 nucleotides. NCBI's taxonomy places the organism in Eukaryota, Viridiplantae, Streptophyta, Magnoliopsida, Arecales, Arecaceae. The record is from RefSeq and is a predicted model, not a curated record.